AUGCCGUCAAGACGACCUCUCGCCCGAGCGGCACCCCCACAGCCGCCUCCGGUCCCCGUAUCUCCUGAACCAGACUCCUCCGAAGAGGAAGAGGAGGAGGAAGAGGAGGACGAAGAAGACGACGAAGAGGACGACGAGGACGACUAUCUAGACUACGCUCCAAACCCGGCAGACAGACGCUUCUGGCCAACUCCGCCAACCCAGGGUCCAGCCUCGUCUGCUCCGUCGUUCAACCCUUAUCCUCCGCACCAACACCCUCCAGCACCCCCAUCCUUCCCGCAGCCGCAACAUGCUAAUGCUGCUCAUCCUGGAGUACCUUCAAAUCAGCUUGUUCAAUUGGGAUCCAUGGGCCAUCAGAACCCUAUAGGAGGACACAUGGGUCAAUACUCGCAUCAGCAAUUCCCCUACGGGGGGCACUAUCCGCCUCCCCCGCAGGGGCACCAUCAACAACUCCCUCACGGAUACUACACCGGUCCAGAUGGACUGCCACACCCCCAUCAUCCGCAUGCCGGUCAGCGCAUGCCACUUCAUCACCCACACCACCCACCGCAUCACCCGCAUGGACACCUUCCCCGGCACCGUUCACGCAGCGGCUCCCCAGACGAUGAAGAGGACUCGCCAAAGCCCACCAUGGCUCACCCAGUCAUGAGCCACCCACCGUCGUUUCCCGGCACACCGCCUUAUAUGUCUCCGGAAAUGGUACCGUACGGCUAUCCACACGCUCUUCCCCACCACCCUAUGCUACCCGGAGCCGGACACCCACAUGCUCAGGCCCAGGCUCAAGCACAGGCUGCUGCUGCGGCGGCUGCUUACUACCAAUAUAUCCAGCGGUACCCUCAUAUACCUCCGUCUAUGUUCCCGCCUCCGCCAUUCUUCCAAAUUCAGGGUCGUGAACCGAGUCCGGCUAAGAAAGAGAAGAGUCGGAGUCCGUCUCCGCCCAAAUCGCCACCACCUCCUCCUCCGCCGCCUCCAGCUCCCGCUGAGCCCCCACCCCCGGAUCCAAAGGAUGAAGCAAUCGCUCGACUUGAGAAGUUGAUCAUUGAAGAACGAAAAGAACGGGAAGAGCGCGAUGCCGCUCGCGAAGCUGCCAUCAAGAAAGCAGCCGCUGACAAGGCAGCCGCUGAAGCUCUAGCGGCCAAAGAGAAGAAGAUUGCUGCUGAUGCUGCCGCUGCCGCCACCGCUGCUGCAAAGGAAGAAGCUAGAAUUGAAGCAGAAAAGGCCGCUGCCGCUGCCGCCGCUAAAGCUAAAAAGGACGCUGAAGAAGCUGCUGCUGCUGCAAAGAAGGAGGCCGAGGAGGCUGCUGCCAUUGCUCUGGCGGAGGCCACAGCCGCUGCCACUGCUGCAGGAGAUGCCAAGGCUGCGGAAGCCGCAGCAGCAGCAACAGAGGCUGCCCUGAAAAAGCCACCGCCGCCAAAGAAGCCCGUUCAAUUCAAAGAUGCUAUAGGCAGGAAAUUCAAGUUCCCCUUUGCCCUAUGCAAAACAUGGCAGGGAAUGGAAGAGCUCAUCCGCCAGGCCUUCCUGCAUGUUGACUUGAUCGGUGAACAUGUCCUGAAUGGGCAUUACGAUCUAGUCGGUCCCAAUGGAGACAUUAUCCUCCCACAAGUCUGGGACACUGUUGUCGAGCCCGACUGGUCAGUUAGCAUGCAUAUGUGGCCUAUACCUGAGAAACCCAAGGAGCCGGAACCCGCACCACCACCUCCUCCUCCUCCAGAGGAAGAACCCCCCGUUGCGGUAGUGGAUGUUCCAGCACCUCCACCACCUCCACCUGCACCGAAGAAGGUGGUACGUCCUGGCGCACCGGGAGGGUUCGCCAAAUGGAUGACAGGAGGAAAAGUCAAGCCUAGACCAAACCCGAAGGCUGCUAAGAAGGCUGACGCUGGUGGUACGCCUCCUCCACCUCCACCACCGCCUCCUCCGCCAUAAACAAUGAUCUGCCCUCCCUCAACAAUCGCAACAUCUGAUCUGAUAUACCACAAUGUCAGAUCGUCCAGCGAGGAUAGCAUCAUAAAAACGAAAACAAAAAAAAAAAGAAAGAAAGAAAGAAAGAAACAUCACUGGCGGUGGCAUUUUGCUUUUUAUCUUAUCUACAUCUCAAUUUUUCAUUUACACUCAUUUUUUGGCCCCUUCUGAUUAAGUUUAUUGAGCGUGUUGAUAUUUGACUUUUGUGCCUGUUCCUGACCCUGAUUUCCAACCAUUUAUUAGCCUUUUCACUUUUGAUUUUACCUUUUACAACGCUUUUCUUCUCCUUUCCCUUGAUAUCCGGCGGCUUGAUGCGAAAAACGACAUAUAGAUUUCUGGUUGUUCGACACUUCUCUUUUUUUCCCUUCUUGAUUAUGCCCUUCACUUCGCUUACUUUUACCCAUCCCCAACCAUCCCCAACACUCUUUUAUCACCCCCCCCGAUCCGAGGUUUCAGGUUCAUGUUGAGGAUGGCAUGUAUGAUUAAUGGCGGGAGUUGUGUGCAGACAGAGAGCGUGGUAGGAGGAGCAGGAGAAAGAGGAGGAAGCGGAAAUCCACGACAUGACGAUGAAUGAUAAUGACGGUGGACGCAAGGAGAUGAGAAGAAGGUGGGAAUGGAAGCAGAAAUGCGAGGAGAGGUGAGAGAUGGGUGGGCUGGUUUCUGUUCUUCAAUUCUCCCUUGUGCCUAGGGAUGCCACUCGCUCACCUUGCCUCAUAUUUACUUUUGAUUUCCCGCCAGAUGUAAUACCCAUACCCAUAUCCAUACCCAUAUUUUUAUAUGCAUUUUAUUUUUAAGUAACUAAUUGAUUAUCUUCUUGACUUUAACAACCACUACUACUUCCAAGCUUUUGUCUCUCUUAUAAAUCACAUCCCACAUGCGAGAUGAAAUCCCGUCACUUACCUAGGCUCCCUGGUGCUGAAAUCCUAACCUUACGCGCUCCCUUGCCAGUUUUGCCCUUGCCUUGCCCUGACAGACCCUGAUAGACCUGUCUAAAGUUCACCUGCCUAGCCUUCCCUGGCAUGUUCUGCCCUGUUCUACUUUGGUUCUAGCCCUGGAGGGAGAGAGCAAGAGCAACAAUGAGCAGGGUUGGAACAGGGAGUGUUGCAACCGGAUGGCAUGAGGUGUUUCGCCUAUAUAUACCAGUGACCAGCGUGAAGACCGGGGUAUACAAGUAUCAAGCAAGCAAACAAGCCGUUAGCUGCUCAUCUUGUCUUCGGCUCUUUCGUAUGCGCAUACGAAGCUGGCAACCGUUGAAUGAACGCCGUAGUGUAAGUAUAUCCCAUGUGGAGCAUGGUUAAGUCUACCGUGGAACGCCAAAAUAACUCAAAAGCUUGGGAGCUUGUCGACCAUGUAAGCUCUUGAACCGAAUUGGCCAUGCAUAAGCGCAUAGAUAAGCACCUAUCCACCCAGUCAAUCUGUAAUAGCCGACAUCUGCCUGUAGAUACCCGACUCACUCACAUGGGACGUCCCAACUCAGCCUUACCUUUUACGCAAAGGUUCGUCCCGCCCGUUCAUUUCCGAUGGCAGAGAGGCGAUGGCAAAAGAGUGUAUGGAGCCGUCCGUAUAAGAAGUAUCAAAUUGGCACGGCUGGUGGAUGGCUCGACCCUUCUGAUCCAACGGUCUCAGAGUCCAAACUUGGCAGCGGAUCGAAGACUCGCCCUC
Messenger RNA from Trichophyton rubrum CBS 118892, 3621 nucleotides. RefSeq lists its product as uncharacterized. NCBI's taxonomy places the organism in Eukaryota, Fungi, Ascomycota, Eurotiomycetes, Onygenales, Arthrodermataceae. The record is from RefSeq and is a predicted model, not a curated record. The transcript is spliced from 2 exons. Bases 1 to 1923 code for a protein of 640 amino acids.